CCAGCGGCGCAGACAGUUCGAAAUUUCCGCGGCGAUUUUCGAACCAUUGAGAGACUUUUAGUGUGUGUAUGUGUGGUGUAGCAAUAGCUCAAUGAAUGCGAAGAGUGAAAUUAAAAAAUUAAUACAAAAUUGCAGUUGAAAUUUACGCACUUUAUUGCGCCCAGACAGCAGUCACUAAGCGACACUCACUGUUGAAGCUGUUUUGAAGUGUCGGGCGGCGUGCGGCAGCAGACAUGACAACAGCAGUAGUUCGAGGGCCCUGGUUUGGCAUACGCCAUCUGCAGGCAUUGCUAAUAUUCUUCAAUAUUGUGGUCGUCUAUUUUAGUCGUAUCAAUGUGUCCGUUUCGGUGGUGGCUAUGACCAAUGCCAAUACAACAAAUCCAAAUUUUCCGGAAUACGAUUGGAAUGAGAAGCACAAAUCGGUCAUCAUUUCAAGCUUUUAUUGGGGCUAUGUCGUCACACAAUUCCCUGGCGGUUACCUUAGCCGUCGCUUCGGUACAAAGGUCGUAAUGCUGGGUUCGACUAUUUGCUCUGCCAUUUGCAGUGUGCUGACACCGAUUUUAAUACCACUUGGCGGCUGGCAAGCUUACUGCACCAUACGUAUUAUAAUGGGUCUCGCACAGGGUGUGAUUUUUCCGGCUAUACAUCAACACCUGGGCAAAUGGUCACCGCAAAAGGAACGCAAUUUCUUGGGCACCAUCAGUCACUGCGGCACCGAUUGCGGCAUUAUUAUGUCCAUGGGUGUAAGUGGUCUCAUUGCCAGCAGUGCGAUCGGUUGGCCUGGCAUAUCAUACGUAUCGGCUGGCGCCUGCUUCGUUUGGUGCGUAUUGUGGCUAUUCUUUGGUUAUGAUAAUGCGCCGUCGGCACGUUUCAUAACGCCUGAGGAACGUCAGUAUAUCGAGUCCGAUCUGAUGCGUGAGGAUGAUUUCCAUAAACAGAAUAUACCGGUGCCAUGGUUGGCGAUCUUCACUUCGGUGCCAUUCCUCAGUCUGCUGGUGGUGCGCUGUGCACAAGCUUGGGGCUACACAACACUCCAAGCGCAGAUACCCUCCUACAUGGCGGGCGUAUUGAAUAUGGAGAUAAAGAGUAACGCGCUCUUCUCAGCACUGCCAUAUAUGGCAAUGUUUUGCUUGACUUUUGUUUUUCUCUUCAGCGCCGAUUUCGUCAUGGCCAGAGGCUUGCUUACGCUAACGAUUUUGCGUAAAGUGUGCAACACGAUCGCCUUGUGGAUACCGGCCGGCUUAAUGGUCGCCAUCGGUUUUCUGGACGAAGAACAAAAGACGCUGGCGAUCGUGUUGAUGAUCUUGAACGUCGGCUUUAAUGCGGGCGCUACAAUUGGCAGCACCUUGAAUACGAUCGAUCUGUCGCCGAAUCAUGCGGGUGUGCUGAUGGGCAUUGUCAAUACGAUUGCCAAUUUUGUGCCAAUCGUAACGCCACUGCUGGUCGGCGUCAUUGUAACGGAUGAGCACGAUCGCGCGCUUUGGCAAAUUGUUUUCAUUAUUUCAGCAGCAAUUUUCUUCUUUGGAAAUUUGGUUUAUAUUAUAUUCGGAUCUGCGUUAACACAACCAUGGGAUGCACCCGACUUUUUGAUGCGUGAUAACAUGGAGAGUUACCAAAACGAUGCUUCUAAAUCUGAAUUGAAUAGUAGUCCGCUUACUCAGAGCACAGUGCAGUUGGUGAAAGCAGAAAUGCUACAGACCGAACUCACGUAUGCAGGCGAGGAAGGAGUAGACAAUGGUAGUGCUGGCAACCAGCAGCUGAAACAUGAUUAACGCUUAAAAUAACUAUGUUCUGGAAAAUAUGUGAUUUCAUAUUUGGUUUUGUAUAGUUUUUAUUGUUUUUUUCCGAUCUUUUAGAAGUAUGCAAUCUUCUGAAGACGGCGUGAAUGUAGUCCUAACAUAAUAAUAAUGUAUAAACUAUAUAUGUAUAUAAUAGUAAAUAAUGUAACUCGUGUUGUAAAUGAGUGUGUCUAGACCAAGUUAUUAAAAUAAUCUAACAGUGACAUGAAA
Messenger RNA from Bactrocera tryoni, 2009 nucleotides. Its product is annotated as putative inorganic phosphate cotransporter. Gene Ontology annotation, biological process: monoatomic anion transport; transmembrane transport. Gene Ontology annotation, cellular component: plasma membrane. NCBI's taxonomy places the organism in Eukaryota, Metazoa, Arthropoda, Insecta, Diptera, Tephritidae. Bases 234 to 1772 code for a protein of 512 amino acids. Gene Ontology annotation, molecular function: transmembrane transporter activity. The record is from RefSeq and is a predicted model, not a curated record. The transcript is spliced from 4 exons.